AUGUUUGGGAUAUACAAGGUGUGUCUGAAUCCAGCCCGUUGCAUUAAAUUUAUGACAUGGGGAUCAAUUUCAUAUGACAAAGCUUGGAAUGGUAAGCAAAACGCGCUUGCUAAGGAGUUUGGAGAUUGGGAAGAGUCUUACAAUGAACUUCCUAGGUGGUAUCAAGCUGUACAAGAAAGCAAUCCCGGCAUAAUAAUUCAAUGCACUGGACCUUCUGUACAAGUAAGUGCCCAACCUGACUCUUCUUGCUAUAUUAUGGAACGUGUAUUUUGGUCUUUUGGACCAUGCAUCCAAGGGUUUAACUAUUGCAAGCCAGUUGUCCAAGUAGAUGACACAUUUCUGACAGGAAGAUAUCAAGGGACAUUGCUAAUAGCACUAGCUCAAGAUGGGUCACGUAAUAUAUUCCCUUUGGCCUUCACGAUAAUGGAAGGAGAAACAAAUGAGGCCUUAAUAUGGUUUUUUCAACUCUUAAGGGAGCACGUUACACCACAAUCAAACCUCUACUUGAUAACAGACAGGGGGAAAGGCAUAUUGGCAGCCCUACAAUCUGAAGAAGUACAAUGGGAAGCAGAUGGAUUGCAAUCAGUAUACUGCAUACGUCAUAUGGUUUCAAAUUUCAACAAAAAAUUCAAGAAUCACGAAUUGAAAAACCGGUUAAAUAAUAUGGCUUACGAGGUGAAACAACCCAUAUUGGAUGCUAAAUUAGCGGCUUUGAGAUCCCAUUCACCAGAAGUGGCAUCUUGGAUUGACAGGAUACCACUACAAAAAUGGACUCAGGCCUACGAUGGGGGUAGUAGAUUUGGGCACAUGACAACAAACCUGGUAGAAUGUAUGAAUUCUGUUUUAAAAAGAGCUCGUUCAUUACCAAUUUGUGCUCUAAUUAAGGCAACAUUUGAAAGGAUCGCAACAUGGUUUGUUGAGAGAGGGGUUAAGGCAGACUCCAUGUUAUGA
Molecule: messenger RNA, 951 nt
Organism: Vigna unguiculata (cowpea)
Lineage: Eukaryota; Viridiplantae; Streptophyta; Magnoliopsida; Fabales; Fabaceae
Source: RefSeq, a predicted model, not a curated record